AUGAGGAAGUUUGUGCGCACGCGCCCGGCGGCUCCUUCCGCCGCCUCGUCGCCACCAAACCACUGCCGCAAUGGACACCUGAAUGGUAUCGGUGGCGGACCGCGACGCGACGACCACCACUCCACACUGUCUAGCAGUGCAAUUCACCGUGCUUCGACGUCACGUCCACAGCAAUGGAAUAGUAAGGAAGCUGCGGGAGCGCUGUGGGAGGACCCGGACUUCCCGGCGGACGCAAGCGCUAUUGGGGACCGCCGCCUGGCCGCCAACGUGCAGUGGUUGCGUCCAUACGAGCUGAGUGCGCGGCCGCGGUUUCUGGGUGACACAAUUGUCGAGGCACAGCCACCGGGCGAGACUCAGCCGCUUGAUCCCAAUGCUUCAGAGACAGACCUUGAAGACGAACCUGAAGAUCAGUUCGCUGCCAGGUGGUCCGUGCAGGUGGGCGAGCUGGGCGACGCGGGGCUGUGCUGCGCAGCGGCUGCGCUGGCGCUCACGCCGCGCCUGCUGGCGCGCGUCGCGCCUCCCCACUCCUUCCAGCGCGACUACACUGGCGCCUUCCGGUUCCAGGUGUGGGUGUUCGGGUCGUGGCGCGAGGUGGUGGUGGACGACAGGCUGCCGGCGCGCGGCGGCCGCUUGCUGACCAGCCGCUCCGCUCUGUCACACGACUACACACUGCCCCUGCUCGAGAAGGCCUACGCCAAGCUGUACGGUUCGUACGCGGCACUACGCGAUGGCUCGUGCGCGCGCGCGCUGCAGGACCUGACGGGCGGCGUUGUGCAAAGCUUCGCACCGCCGCGCCAGCCGCCCGCGCUGCUGCUGCGCGUGCUUAACUCUGCCGUGCCGCGCUCCACGCUGCUGGUCGCCACCGCCAAGCCGGAAAAGGAGGGAAGCGGGCAGCGGAUGCGCAACGGUUUGAUAGCGGAGCAAGCGUACUGCGUGACGGGGCUGGCGCGCGUGCGCGAGGCGGGCGGAGGCGGGAGCGGAGGUGGCGAGGAGGAGGGCGGCGGGGUGCUGGUGCGCGUGCGCGCGCCGGGUGGGCGCGGCGAGUGGCGCGGUGCGUGGGCGCGCGGCAGCACGCAGUGGCGCGCACUGCCGCCCGCCGACCGCGACCUGCUCGCCGCGCGCACUCCCGAGCCUGGACACUUCUGUAUUGAUUAUUUUCUGAAAGAGUCAGGGCGUGUGGUUGCAGGAUGCCGUUCGCACAGUUCGCGCGCACGUUCUGGCGGCUGGAGCUGGUGCAUAUGGGGCCGGACGAGUGGGUGCGCGAGGCAGCGCUACGCGCGCGGCGGCCAUGGCGCCUGGUGGUGGCGCGGCGCCGCUGGCGCGCCGGCUACAACGCGGGCGGGCCACCGCCGGGCCGCACAGCCGCCGCCAACCCGCAGUUCCGCGUGGCCGUGCCGCCGCCCGCCGCCGCGCAUCCUGGUGCUGGCCGUGGCGCAGUGCUACGAGCCGGCAGCACCGCGCCGCCUGCGCGGCGUCGGCUUCGCGCUCUUCGAGCUACCGCCCGCCGCGGUCGCGCGCCGUGCCGCCCUUGCCACCGACGAGGAUGCCUUCAAGCACUACCGACCGCUGGAGGCAGCACACGUUGGGCGCGCGCGUGAGGUGGCCGCCUUCGUGCUGCUGGCGCCGGGACACUACCUGCUAGUGCCGCACGCACGCCGCGCGCAUGCCGAGGGUGCCUUCCUGCUGCGCGUGCUGUGCGACCGACGCGCCGAUGUCUGGGAAGUGAACGACGACAAUGUCAUCAUCAGAGAUAUAAACACUGAAUUCCAGGACGAUGGCCGCUCUAUACCGCCGCACGUUGAAGCAGCCAUUUCUAAAGUAAUUCGGAAGCAGGGUUCCGACGAGGUGGACGCGUGGGCGCUGCGUGCGGUGUUGCGUGGCGUGGGCGGGGCGUGGGGUGCGUGGGACGCGUGCGGCGGCGCGUCGCUGGAGCUGUGCCGCGCGCUGGUGGCACUUCGCGACGGCGCGCUUGCGGGCGGUUGGCGGCGCGCGAGCUAG
Messenger RNA from Parnassius apollo (apollo), 1998 nucleotides. The record is from the annotation of a GenBank genome assembly. NCBI's taxonomy places the organism in Eukaryota, Metazoa, Arthropoda, Insecta, Lepidoptera, Papilionidae.